CUAAUGAAUAUUGGACCUUAAGGGCGACCAAGGCUACGAGUGAUAGUUACGAGAAAGGGUUCUAGGAUGAUCGUAAAGCCCGUAACGUUAGCGUCAGUCUGAGGCGCGUACAUCUUCCUGUCGAAUCGUCACUCAUUCCGUUAGAUUCAGCUGGAAAAGCGGCCUCACCGGUUGGCAUUCGCUCGCUUCGUCAAAUAUAGUAACGUCCCAACAUUGUUAGGAUUUUCGCCGCCGAUUGCUCCGGCCUUCCCGUCGAAUUGACGGCCUGAUACUUUUAUACCUCCUGAUAGAGACCGCUUUAUGGCUUUGGAUAACGGGCCUGCUUCUAGCGGGGAUGCGCGGGAAGUCGUGGCGGAGCUCCGCCAACGGCUGCUAGACCGCGCGCUGCCCAUCGAGCAGCGCAUCCGCGCGCUAUUCUCUUUGCGCAACCUUAAAGGGGAUACACCGCAACAGGCUCUUAUAGAAGCCAUGGAGGACAAGUCGGUGCUAUUGGCCCAUGAGGCAGCAUUCGCUCUCGGGCAGAUGGGAGAUGUUUUCUCGGUGCCCGCACUCACAAGAGUGCUUGAGGACCCCUCGUACCACCCCAUCGUUCGACACGAGGCAGCAGAGGCUCUAGGCGCCAUAGGAGAGGCCUCCUCCCUCCCUCUGCUCCAAACAUAUCUUGCCGACCCUGCACCCGAGGUUCGGGAGACGUGCGAGCUGGCAGUUCGGCGGCUACAGGACACCCUAGCUGCGGCAGAGGAAGGGAGAGAGGGGGAGCGGAAGGGGGAGGGGGAAACCGAAGGGGCAAAGGGGGAGGGGGGGGGAGAGGGGGAGGGGAAACGGUUCAUGUCAGUUGACCCUGCGGGGAGUGCACCUAAGAAUGCGAGCACAGAAGAACUCAGGAAGCUGCUUCUCCAGGAAGAUGCCAACAUGUACGAUCGCUAUGGCGCUCUCUUCGCUCUGCGGGACAAAGCAGCUGCGACUAGCAAUGCUGGUGAUGCUGCGGCUGGUGCUGGUGGUGGUGGUGAUUCUGGUGGUGCUGGUGCUGCUGGUGCUGGUGGUGGUGGCGAUUCUGGUGGUGCUGGUGCUGCUGGUGCUGGUGGUGGUGGCGAUUCUGGUGGUGCUGGUGGGAGCAGCGGUGCUUCAUUUGCAAGUGAAGCAGUAACUGCAAUUGUUGAGGCGCUUGAGACCUGCACCAGUGCUCUGCUGCGCCAUGAGAUAGCCUAUGUCUUGGGCCAGCUACAGAACAAAACUGCCGCCCAGGCGCUUGUUAGGGCGCUACAAGACACCUCAUGCCACGCCAUGGUUCGGCACGAAGCUGCUGUGGCGCUAGGCUCUGUAGCAGAUCCAUUGACACUGCAGCUUCUAAGAGAGUUCCAGAAGGAUCCCGACCCGAUUGUAGCAGAGAGCUGCGACGUGGCACUUGACCUGAUGCGGUUUGAACUACAACCAGAUGCUUUUCAGUAUGCAGACCUUUUGGAGUAGGCAACUUACUACUUUAAUUAUAACGACAUUGUAAGGUUACCCGACCUACAACACAGACUACCUAGACCUAUUCUUAUAACUUCCACCACGUUUGCGCCCAUGCUGUUGCCGUGCUCAUUGCUAUGAUCGUGUUGUGUGGAGGUCUGCUACAAAGUGUGCAUAGUAAGCAUGUGAGUGAAACGUGGUAUCAUC
This is a messenger RNA of Closterium sp. NIES-67, 1659 nucleotides long. Lineage: Eukaryota; Viridiplantae; Streptophyta; Zygnematophyceae; Desmidiales; Closteriaceae. The record is from the annotation of a GenBank genome assembly.